This is a messenger RNA of Triticum aestivum (bread wheat), 1472 nucleotides long. RefSeq lists its product as uncharacterized. Bases 136 to 909 code for a protein of 257 amino acids. The record is from RefSeq and is a predicted model, not a curated record. NCBI's taxonomy places the organism in Eukaryota, Viridiplantae, Streptophyta, Magnoliopsida, Poales, Poaceae. The transcript is spliced from 7 exons.
ACCGCGCCGCCGCUUCCUCGUCUCCUGGCGAUUGCGCCCCCAUCCUGAGCGCCAUCCGCUCCCUCUUCAGCUCUUCUUCGUCGUCAAGGGAGGGCAACUCCAUCCGUGCCGCCUCUGCCUCCUGGCGCCCCCAUCAUGACCGCCAUCCGCUCCCUGGUGAGCUCCUCUUCCUCGUCGGAGGGCAACGCCAUCUUGGCCGCGAAUGUCUUCUCUGCAGGCGAUGGCUCCCCCAUCAUGAGCGUCAUCCGCGCCCUUAUUGGUGCCUCUUCAUUGUCUGAGCUCGGGUCCUUCUCAAUCUACCAAGGGAGUGCAUAUGCAUCAAGGGAACUUGUACCAGUCUAUCAGGGGAGUGCUUACGGCUUCCGAGAGCUUGUACCUGCUUCAUACCGUAGAUUUCACCCUUGCAAGGUUCUUCCUGUGUCUCUGACAUCAAACAGGAAUUCUUCCCUCAUGCUUGUAAACAUUCUACUCGGUGCUUGGUUUGGAGGAUAUCUCUUGGCUUCAACCGAUGGUCAACCUGGUUCUUUCAUCUUGGAAAAUCUCAAGGAAAAGCUUAAACUCAUCGAAGCAGAGAUUAGGGAUCUUGAAAGAAUGAUCGAAGAAUUUGGUGAUGCAUCUGAUUUCAUGAAGUUGAUGAAACAAAAGCUUGAGCGCUUGAAGGUCUUGAAGGAAGAUCUUUUGAAGCUGCUUGAGGAUUUUCAAGCAGUGGAUGAUGUUCUGAGGAAGAUGCUGGAUGAAUUGUCUGCAGACAAGGACUUGACCAAGGAGGAUUUGGCUGUUAUAUGCAAAAAACUUAUGGAAUUGGAGGCCCCUCCAGAGAAAGAACUUCUGGAAGAAAAUCUUGACAUUUGGGAAAAAAUUGCUCCAGGCUCCAUCACUAGCCAUAGGUCUACAUGGUACUCUCGAUGAGGUCUUAACUUCAUGGCUCGUCAUUUUCAGUCUUUUGGGUGCUGGGCUGCAUUUCACCCAGACAGACAUCAAUGAUCUAUGGGAGAGAAGAAAGAAAAGAAUCAAUCAAGGUGUAAAUAAAAUCCUUGGUAAGAGACCUGGGACAGGGAUCUGUUACUGCCAUAUUGUUUUGCCUGUGGUGUGCAGCCAUUGUGGCACUGAUCUACCUCAGUACGUACCUGAAGAGCCUCUCUGGUGGGAGAAGAACUGAGCAAUGCCUUUGGUGGGGUGGUCUCUGUGUAGCGAGUAGCAUGAAGAGCUUUUGGAAGGUACCGUGGAACGAUGAGGUAGAUUUGUCCUGUGGUAGUCAAUGAUGAGGAAAAUUGUCCUGUGUUAAGUCUGUUGGUACUUUUGGCUUCCAUCCAAAUUUUGCCGUGCUGUAACAGUGAGGCGAAUAUGAACUACUGUGUUGAAGUUUUUAGUCUGCAGCUUAUCCUGAUAUGAGUUUCUUCGUGUGCUGUAACAGUGAGACGAAUAUGAACUACUGUGUUGAAGUUUUUAGUCUGCAGCUUAUCCUGAUAUGA